Elgaria multicarinata webbii is the source of this 2580-nucleotide messenger RNA. Its product is annotated as dentin sialophosphoprotein-like. The transcript has 4 exons. Lineage: Eukaryota; Metazoa; Chordata; Lepidosauria; Squamata; Anguidae. The record is from RefSeq and is a predicted model, not a curated record. Bases 1 to 2580 code for a protein of 859 amino acids.
AUGAACGAAGGAGUGACAGUAACAUCAGGGGAAAUCAGGUUCCAGCACAUGGCCUUAAGCCUGAAAACAGCUCAGCCACCUGGCCUUGUCACUGUCACUAAAGGAUAUGGAAGAUCAACAGCCGUUGUAACAAGUGCAGAUCGUAACAGUGAACAUGAUGCUGCAGGGAACAACAUUGGAUUUUAUGAACAUGAAAGCCACAGAAACAUCAACUGCAUCAAUGGAGAAGGAGUCAGUGUUGACCAUCAAGAAUGUGAAAGAGAAGAAGCCGGCAUGAAUGUAGAUGUAAUCCAUGGAGGUGCUAAUUUAGUUAAUGCUAUUAGUAAUGGGGAUGGAAGACCUGAGGUUAACCAUAGUCACAUCAGAACAGAUGGAACUACAGAAGAAACAGCUGCGGAGAGGGAUUUUAUUGGAGAGGAAACCCUUAGGGGUAACUUGGAAGGUGGGAAUUUCAGCAGUACCAGUAAUGGGACUGGAGAAGAGAAUGUUCAUAAUACAAUCCAAACAGAAUAUUCUGAGACUGGUCAAAAUGUUGAGGACAGUGAAGGAGAGAUAGCCAACAAUAGCAAUAUGAUGGCAGAAGGAUAUGGUGACACUACGGAAAACCAGAGCAACCAUGUUCAAAGCACGAGUAGUCAUGGACAUGCAAAUAAUUGGUCUGACGAUAACACAACAAACACAUUUGUGGGAAGAAACGUCCAUGGCGAGAGUAUACAUUGGGCAGACAUUAAUGAAGGUGGCAGUGGUAUUGGUGAAGAAGGUUCUAGUGAUGGCUGGGGAGAUGGAAACUCAGAAGGUACAACAGAUCUUGGGGUAAGUGAGAGUAAAAAUCAUAGUAAUGGGGACAAUGAUCAGACUUGUGAUGAUGGGACAGGAAGCAUGGGUGCUGAAGAGGACCAAAAUGCAGAAUUGUGCCUUGAAAAGAAAAGCAGUGGCAUUGCUAAGGGUGCAGAUGGUAAUGAUACAGCUGUGAGCAAUGGGACCACAGGUGGCGAUAAUGUGAAUGAGGAGGGGCUUCAUAAUGGGACCACCUCUCAAGAUGCCAGUAAGCACAGGAAUGAACCCACAAGUGAUCAAGAGGAUAGCAGUGACACCGGGGACACCAGUGAAAGCGAGAGCAGCAAUGUUUAUAGUCUGAGUGAUGAAUUGAUGCAAGGGGAUGAACCCGGCUUGGACGGCGCUGAGAACAGUAGCCAGCAAGAUCCCUCUGACGAGGCAAGCAGUGGGGAGGAAUCAGCAGGCACAUCUGUGGAAGAUGAGGAACAAAGUACUGAUGAGAACCAGAGCAGUGAGCAGUCAGAGAGCAAUGGCGAGGACAGUGAGGGUGGCAACCAAUCGGGCAGUGAUGACAGUGAGAGUGGGGGCACAACCGGCAGCAGCGAGAGCAGCCCAAGUCCAUCUGAAAGCAGCAGCGAGAGUGAAAAGUCUGAUAGCAGCAGCGAGAGUGACAGUAAAUCCAGCAGCAGCAGCGAGAGUGAAAAGUCUGAUAGCAGCAGCGAGAGUGACAGUAAAUCCAGCAGCAGCAGUGAGAGUGACAGUAAAUCCAGCAGCAGCAGCAGCAGCAGCGAGAGUGACAGCAAAUCUGACAGUAGCAGUGAGAGUGACAAGUCCAGCAGCAGCAGUGAGAGUGACAAUAAAUCCAGCAGCAGCGAGAGUGACAGCAAAUCCGACAGUAGCAGUGAAAGUGACAAGUCCAGCAGUAGCAGUGAGAGUGACAGCAAAUCCAGCAGCAGUGAGAGUGACAAGUCCAGCAGUAGCAGCGAAAGUGAAAGCAGCAGCAGUGAAAGUGACAGCAAAUCCAGCAGCAGCAGUGAGAGUGAGAGCAAAGCAGAUAGCAGUAGUGAGAGUGGAAACAGCAGUAGUGAAAGUGACAAAUCCAGCAGCAGUGAAACUGACAGCAAAACUGACAGUAGCAGUGAGAGUGACAAGUCUAGUAGCAGCAGUGAGAGUGACAGCAAAUCCAGCAGCAGCAGUGAGAGUGACAAGUCCAGCAGUAGCAGCGAAAGUGAAAGCAGCAGCAGUGAAAGUGACAGCAAAUCUGACAGCAGCAGCAGUGAGAGCAGUAGCAGUGAGAGUGACAAGUCCAGCAGUAGCAGUGAAAGUGACAGCAAAUCUGACAGCAGCAACAGUGAGAGCAGUAGCAGUGAGAGUGACAAGUCCAGCAGCAGCAGUGAAAGUGACAGCAAAUCUGACAGCAGCAGCAGCAGUGAGAACAGCAGCAGUGAGAGUGACACGUCUAGCAGCAGCAGUGAGAGUGAAAGUGAAUCCGACAGCAGCAGUGAGAGUGAUAGCAGUGGUCCACCAGACCCCAGUGAGAGUAGCAGUGAAAACAGCCAAUCUGACACUGAGAGUGAGAGUGAAGGUGAGAUGAGCAAUGAAAGCGAGAGCGAUUCAGAAAAUGCGAGUGCUGAAAAUGAUACUACCAGCAACGGUUCUGAAGACACCACAGAAAAUACAAGUGACAAUGAAUCUGCCACAAGUGAGGACAGUGACAGCGGCACUCAGUCGGAAGACGUGGGCACGGAAAGCGAAUCUAUAAGUGCGGGCAGUGAGAGCAAUGAUUCAACCAGUGAUUAUUGA